AUGCUCACGAGUCAAGACACCACACGAGUAAGGGUGGAGACGUGGGGGCCUGGUGGGGGCCGGAGAAAGACGGAGGGGAAGGGAGAGAACCUAAAGCCGAACAAAGACUUUGCUAUGGAGCUGCGAGGCUGUGUGAGCUGUGGCUGCAACAAUGUGGGCGUGGUGUGCAUCUUAUCCUCCCUGCUGCAUUUCAUCCUCUGUGCGGAGGGGCUGGGAUGGGCCAUGAAGAAGAGCGACGACUUCAUUCCCACGCUUGUGGAGGGCAUAUGUAGGCAGCUGACGGGCGCUGUUCUAUCCUGCCAUUCACCAUUUGCAAUGCUGACUAACUAAGCACCCAUGUGUGGCAUGCAGGCUCGUUUAUUUCUCUGGCUGGUAUUGCUGUGACGGUGGUGCAUCAGACGACAUCCUUCAUGAUUGUCGCACUCCUCAGCCUCGUCGGGGUGGGUUUCAAGGUUUGUCCACGACGUGCACGGAGGACUGACACACAGUGAGUGUGUGCAGUGAGUGACACGCAUCUCUGUCUAUCUGUUGCUCACUUAGGUCUACAUGCACACAUCUGCAAUCAGCGACGAUACGCCAGAGAGGGCCGUCGAUGCAGGUUAGUGACAGAGUGCAAGGGACAAAGACGUCUUCAAUGAAAGCACUCACAAUCGCACCCCUCAAUGUUCACGGGAUACACAGCGUCCGUCCCUUCCUCACCUUCGGUCUGUGUCAUCGUGUAAACAGCUUUGUUAGCUGAGUGGAUGGGCGGGGACGUGAGUGACUCGACAUGGCUCAUCUACCUCACCAUGGCAGUGAAAACCAUCACAGGGUGAGGAUUGGGGGGGGGGGGAGAGGGAGAGAGGGAGAGAGGGAGAGAGGGAGAGAGAUGAAGCGGGGAUGCAGGCAGUCGAUUCCUGUAUGCAUUCGCGAAUGGAUGAAGGACGUGGAUGACCCUGGCCCUCUUCGCUGCGGGGAUGGGUACUCAGCUGAGAAGGAGAGGCGACACACGCUUCCCAAUCACUCCUACAGUGACCUACAUUACAUGUGUUUGUAUUGACAGAGAAGUUGUAUUACGGGUCUGUGUGGUCUCGCGGCCCGCACGAGCAGACGCCGCUGAAAGGCAGCCAGGCUAUAGCCGGUGGGCAAUAAAUGCUGCACACAUGCCGAGACAACACGUAUGCCGGUCUGCCUGUGUGCCUGUCUCACCUCACAUGUGACAUGCCUGCAGGUCUCAUAUCAAGAAGAGAAAGCAAAAGCGAUGAUGCGAUCCAAGGUCAGCAAAGAGAAUAAAAAGGGCAACACAUGGCACAAUCCUUCGCUCGUGUGGCGGACUCUCUCCAGGGCUCGUAAGGAAGCCUGCGCGCAGCAGCGCCCUUUCUGGGCUUGUGCCUGACCAUCCCCCCGCAGCGGCUGCUGCGGCUGGAUGGCGGCCGUCAUCACGAGGAGUUGAAGGUACCUAGAUGCGUUUGGGAUGUAUGGACGCCCUUGUCUCGAUGUGUCCAUGCAGGCCUGGUGCCGAGCACCUCAGGCAAGAAGGCUUCCGUGUUGGGCGCCCCGAGAAGAGAUCGACCGCCAUCAGGGCUUGAUGGUGAAUCAUGUUUGACACACGGAACCCUGCGGAUGAUGCUCUCUUGUUGUGCAUCUCGCCUGCAGGGCUUAUUUAGGUGAGGCAUAUGGAUAUGCUUGUAGGUACUCAGGUGCAUGUGAGUCGAUAGGUCGUGUGUGCGCCGUUUCCCUCGUGACGACUUGUAAAAUUGUCUUGCGAGUAGUUGCAAAUGGGGCUGGAGACACUGUAUGGUGGGCAGCUUUGCUCACGCUUUCGCAACGAGAAUCCUG
Vitrella brassicaformis is the source of this 1818-nucleotide messenger RNA. Lineage: Eukaryota; Vitrellaceae. The record is from the annotation of a GenBank genome assembly.